AUGGUUGAUGCUAUCAAUGAUCCUGUACAUGAAGAUUCAUCACCUUCUUUAGAUUUACAUGGUACAUUUGACUUCCAGAAAGACCAUCCAUUAUUUGAUACUCAUCAUGUUGUCUAUAGAGGCCCCUCCAAUGUCUUCAUACCAAAUUUUUUUGGUGCUGUAUUGCCUAGGCAUGAUCAUGGUGAUUAUGAAUAUUACUGUUGUACUAUGUUAACAUUGUUUCAGCCCUGGCAUUCUGGUAAAGACUUAAAGGGCCCAAAUAUGAACUGGAGUGAAGCUUUUGCUAACUUCAAGUUUUCUUCAUGCCAGUUGGAGAUUAUGAGACACUUCAAUUUAAGAUAUGAGUGUUUAGAUGCAUAA
Molecule: messenger RNA, 360 nt
Organism: Desarmillaria tabescens
Lineage: Eukaryota; Fungi; Basidiomycota; Agaricomycetes; Agaricales; Physalacriaceae
Exons: 1
Coding region: 1-360 (119 amino acids)
Source: RefSeq, a predicted model, not a curated record